Gigantopelta aegis is the source of this 6387-nucleotide messenger RNA. RefSeq lists its product as uncharacterized. The record is from RefSeq and is a predicted model, not a curated record. Gene Ontology annotation, molecular function: DNA-binding transcription factor activity, RNA polymerase II-specific; RNA polymerase II cis-regulatory region sequence-specific DNA binding. The coding region runs from base 641 to 6346 and encodes 1901 amino acids. Gene Ontology annotation, biological process: regulation of transcription by RNA polymerase II. NCBI's taxonomy places the organism in Eukaryota, Metazoa, Mollusca, Gastropoda, Neomphalida, Peltospiridae. The transcript has a single exon.
UCAGAAGUGCUUGUGAGUGCCCAUACUGCUUCAAUCAUCUGGAAACUGUACAGUGUUCCUGUAUGUAGAUUCGUGAAAUAUGAAGUGAAAUUCACCUUUUGAAUGCAGACAGAGCACACGUCAUAUAAGGAGAAUAUUGUGUUGUGGAUAAUGGGUGAAGCUAAAGUGACAGAAACUAAAUAUGGUUGAGAUAAUCCACAGAUACCUGAUUCUAGUCCCACCCAAUGAACUGUUCUUGUCCUAAAGGUCGCACUGACUUUCUCAUUAUCAAGACGGCAAAGUUUUCUGGAUAUAUCGUGACAUGUGUCCUAGAUAAUUUUCCUAACUGUAUAGUGAAUCUUAGAACGUUUAAAAAUUGUCCUACGGUUUUAAUUUUUUUAAAAUAUGAAAACAAAUGUCGCUUUUUAAAAUGAAGACAAAAUAUCAGAUAAGGACAAUAAAUUGAGCCAAGUUCAUCUUCCUUUGUAUAUAGGGAACCUUAAAUGGUUUGAAAAUUGUCUUGCCUAUUCCUGAAAAUAUUAGCCAUGAAGGCAAAGACAAAACGUCGAGUUAGAACAUUACACUCUUGCUAAUUCAUGUCCCACUGUAUAGUGAACCUUAAACUGAAAAUUGUCCUGCCUUUUUCCUGAAAAUAUUAACCAUGAAGGCAGAUUCUGCUUUUAAAGCGAAGACAAAACGUCGGAUGAGAACAAUACACUCUUGUGAGGAGUGUGGAAAAUCUUUCCGAGGCAGAAGUGUUUUACAGAUCCAUCUGCGUACACAUUCGGGUGAGAAGCCAUUUGAGUGUAAAUCAUGCGGGAAGAGCUUCAGACAGGUCGCUCAUCUGACCUCGCACAUGAACAUCGCUUGCGUACACAAGUCCAUCGAAACUCCAGCCACCAGCACCAGGACAUUCCCUUGUGACAAGUGUGAGAAGGUCUUCAUGUACGGCCAUGUCCUGAAGCAGCAUCUUCGGACUCACUCCGGGGAGAGACCGUACAUCUGUGAUAGCUGUGGUAAGGGGUUCCGGCAGAUUUCUCAUCUCAAUGAACACAGAAAGGUUGUCUGUGGCAACAGUCGUCUAGAACCUGGUUUUGAGUGUUCGUUAUGUAAACGUCGGUUCAGUUACAAACAGGGGUUGACAGUACACAUGCGAAUUCACACCGGGGAGAAACCGUUUGUGUGUGCCGUUUGUGGACAGAUGUUUCGACAGUCGGGGAAUCUUAAAAUUCACAUGAAGGGUGUCCAUGAAGAAAAACCUGUCAAAGCACAGGACCAUAUUCUGUGUAACACUUGUGGGAAAGUCCUUACAGGAAAGAGAGCUUUUUCUCAACAUACUAAAAUGCACACAAAACAGAAAGUCCAGUCUAAGAAGAAUACAAAAUGUGAAGCAGAACAAAACAUUUUGGAAAGAAAUCCAUUGUCUGUGCCAGAGGUCGUUAUAGUAUCAAAAUCUGAAGAUGAUGGGAAACCAUUGAUUAAAUCGGAACCUAUUCUUCAUCACAAUCAUAAUGUAUGGAAUUUUGUUAUACAGAAUCAGGAGGAACAGAAAGGGGUUCAGUCUGGAAACAUUACAGACAAAAAAGAAAUUCACAAAGAACAUUCACUUCAGGGUUCAACUCUAGAAGAUGAAUCUCAGGACAUCCGUAUUGAUAUUGCUGCUCAUGGAAAAACACAAAAGUCUUCCCUCUCCAAUGUUAAAGAUGACAAGUUUGAACAGAGCCCCAACACAUACAUUGCUGUCCUGAAACCAGCUAUUAUUCCAUCGUCUGAAGUAAGUCAGCUUGUCAUAAAAACUGAAGGUAAUGAUGCUAAAGAAUAUCCUGUUAAAACACACUGCAUUGAAGAAGGCAUUGACUCUGUACUUACAACGGGCCAAAACGAAAAGCAGAAACAUACUUUUGAGCCAGUCAAAGAAGGACUAAACAAUGUUAGAAAGAAUAACGCAAAUGGUACCUGCCUUUCUCCAACAAAUGAACGUGCUCCUGGCGAGAAAUUGGAUAUUAAAAAUCUUUGUACUCUGAUCAACAACAAUAAAUAUGUACCUGUUUCUGGAAACAGUGCUGCUGGGUCGUUUAGCAAACAGACGUUAGCUGUUGUUGAUUCUGCAGAAUCUACUGCUGGUUCUGGAUGUGUUCGUUCUUCUGAAAGUGUUGCUAAUAACGAGACUGAGAUCUGUUGUAGCAAUGGAACAGCAACUACGACAGACUUUAGGGCAGAAAACAAAGAUACAACACCUAAAGCAGUUAAUGUUGAAGUUUCUGUGACGGACCAAGAGUCUAGCAACAUUGUGCAUGUAGUGAUAUCAGAUGAGACUGGUUUAUCUUGCUCUUCAACAUCUGACAUGACCUUACAAAAUAGAAAUGCUGCCAGUGUAAAUGAAGACCGGCUACUUGUUUCUCCUGACAAAGAAUGUCUUUCAGUAUGCUAUUAUGACCAGGAUACUGGACAGCUUGUGGACACACCUCAGUAUUAUUGUAGUGACUUGGACACAGUCCACAACUCUCGUGUCAUCCCAGGUGGCUCGGGCAAUGCAGAUGCUAAACAUCGUGGACUAUACAUCUUAGCAAAGGCUGCUGAGAAGGAGCAGGUGCCAACAGUAACAGUUUAUAUUAAACAGGACGACGGCAGCAUUGAGGUUUUACAAGGUAGAGAGUUGAGUUAUUUCACUGACGAACAUGUUGAACAGAAUGAUGUUUCUCCUUCAAGAGAACAGCAUUUGAGUGAAUCUAUAGAUUCUGAUGCAGUGCAAACAGUUUCAGUAGGCGGUGAUGGAUUGUGUCAUAUUGCACUAACUGAUGAAUUAACUGUACUAAAAGUUGAAGUCCAUGAUGAAGAUGACUGUGGUGGUGAUUAUAUUGUUUCUAAAGGUGAUCCAGUAGAUGUUUUGCAUGAUCAUGAUGUUUUAGUUUUAAAGGACAUUAAAGUUUGUGACAGAAAUGUUGUCAUCAAUACCAAAAAUUCAUUUACUGAUGUGGGCUUAUUAGUGGAACCUGUCCAUAAAGAUGCUAACACUGAAAAUAAUGACCACUGUGUGGAUGAAUCUUAUGUGGCUCCUUACAUCGAUGUUCACGAAUCUGUCUUGCUUGACUUAUAUUUUACUAAAGAAAUAUUGAAAACUCUUGUCAAUAUUUCAGCGGUAGAGACCAUAAAUACCAUUCCAAAAGAACACUAUCUUCAUAUCACCACAUCAGUUGAAUUGACAGAUGAUAAGAUAAAAAGAUACCGCCUGCAAUUGAUUCCAGCUGAGCUUGUUGAGCCUGAUGGGUGGAAGGUAAAUUUCCAUUUUGAUGGAACGUACAUGAAGUUGUCAGAUAAACAACUGUUGGAUCCAUCACUAAGAGAAUUGUUGGCCCAGCAACUGGUUGAUAUCUACCAAAAGCUUCAAGUUGAUCAGGAGACGGGUAGUUGUGAGGUUUGUGAAAGGACACUUCCUAAUAAAAGUAUGUUGAUCAAGCAUCAAGAAAGUAAUUUAGAACCUAUGACAUAUAGAUGUUUAGCUUGUAAAGAGGUUGGUAACUCGGUUCAACUGUUCAGUAACCAGGGCUCUAAAAGGAAUUUAAAUGAUUUAAAAAAAAAUGUUGAUAAUGGAAAUUCUAAGGAGAGUAGGAGUGAGGAUGUUUCCUGUACACAUUUUAGUCAUGGUGAAUCGAAAAAGGUGUCAUUUAAUAACAAGUGGCCUGCUCUGAAGCAAAGAGAAAAUGAAAAAGAACAACAUUCAUGUGUUGUAUGUGAGAAACAAUUCCAGUUCUCGAUAGACUGUGCCAAUCAUACCAAAACUCACUACAAAGUCAUACAUCCUAAAGCGAAAAUACAUCCAAAAGAAAUGAAAAUUCUAAAAGAUCAGAAACAUGAUAUUGUAGAUGACCAUCAGCAUGUGAAAUCAAACAGCUAUGAGGGCACAUCAGAUGAUCUUGUGUCUAAAAAUCCAGAGUCUGCAAACAAAAUAGCUGAAUCCCAACCAGCAACUGUCGGAGCAGUUGAGCAAGAUGUGAAUGCUUUAAGUAUAUUUCAUGACGUGAAAGAUCCUGCAUCUGAUAAUCCACAUUCUGCUGAUGAAUUGUCUCUAUGUGACAGUGUUUCAAAGAAUCCCUUAUUUCCAAAUCCACAGUCCGAAAAUAAACUAAGUCAGUUACAAUUAGCAGCAGAAGUAUCUGCUAGACCUGCUGAUUUGGUGUCACAUGUGAACGUGUUCAACAGAUCUAAGGAUGAUUUGAAGGAUCUUGUGUCUCAGAAUCCACAGUCCGAAAAUAAAGUAGCUCAUAUUAGUGUGGCAGUAUCAACUCAUGUGAACUUGUUCAACAAAUCUGUGAAUGAUUUGAAAUCUGUGCGAUCUCUAAAAGAAAUAGCUGUACCAGCAGAACAUCCAGUUCCACAUCUGAACUUGGCAAACAAAGAUGAAAAUAUGUUUAAGGGUCUCCUAUCCCAGGUAACAUCAGGGUCUGAAAUUAAAUUAUCUCAGUUUAAGACAGCACCAGCAGCUGCCACCGUUAGAUCGGUCAGGUUAGUGCAGCAUGUCAACAGGCUCAAGAAACCUGAUGUGCUGAAGGAUGUUGUGUGUGAAAGUCCAGAUCCUGCAAACGACGUGACACAAGAUAAGAUGGCAGACAUCAGAUCUGAUGCACAUGCACUUCCACAUGUUGACUCGCCGAACAUUCACGACGACACUUUAAAAUACAUUGUCUCUGAUAAUGUAGCAUCUAAACAUGAAUUAUUUGAAGAGGUACCUGAUGCUAAAUCGACAGAUACUGAAUUUAAUAUAUCUGUAGAAAAUUUUGAAAUUUCUGGACAGUUAGAUAUAAAUAAUAGAAAUGGUAUAGAAUAUAUUGAAGAGUUGUGCAAUAAAAGUCGUAUAGAACAUAUGGGUGAGUUAAACAUAGAUUGUUCCUCAAAUGACAACUCUGAUGAUGAUGUUCCAAUGACGGUUACCAAAGAAAGUAACCAUAAUGUUGAACAAACAUCUGUGCAAAGUCGUAAAAACACUAAGUGUGUUAAACGCACAGCUAAAUCUAAAAAUGGAAGUCAGAUAGAUAAUGCUAGUGAUUCACGAAAAAAAAAAAAUUCUUGUAGUAAGUGCUGUAAGGUUUUUAAAUCUAAACAUGUUUUGAAACGACAUAUGAUUCAACACACAGGAUUUAAAGCCUUCUGCUGUGAAAGAUGUGGGCGAAGGUUUUAUCAAGCAUCUCACCUUAAAUCUCAUAUGUAUAGACAUAAACCAAGGAAGUAUCCAUGCCCUGUUUGUAAGAAGUCAUUUGGUUCAGAUUCAGAACUCUUGAGACAUUAUAUCUCUAUGCAUUCUAGUACUGAUGCCAGUAUGUCUCCAGAAAGUGUUAACAAUGCGCCAGCCAAUUUGGAGAAAAGUGAAUGUUCUGAAAGAGAUUUCCUUAAUGGACCAGUGAUCCUAAAGAAACGUGGCUUAAAGACUUACCAUAGUAGAUCAGCUGUGCCAAAGCAGCACAAUUGUCCAGUCUGCUUCAAGAUGUUCAAAUCGAGUGUCGGUCUUAGGCACCAUGUUCUGAUUCACCAGAACCUUAAACCGUUUCAGUGUAAUCUUUGUGGGAAGUGUUUCCGCCAGAAGUGUCAUCUAGUCGAACAUGGGUUGCAUCAUGAAGGGAACAGAAACGUAAUCUGUGAGACGUGUGGCAAGACAUUCGUCUAUAAGAAAUCGCUUAUAGCGCACCAGCGCAUCCAUACCAACACCCGCCUCUUUGCUUGUCAAGUGUGCCAGAAAUCGUUCAGGCAGUCGAGUCACCUUGCAUCACAUUCACUGACACACACUCGAGAGAAGCAUCAUCGAUGUGACAUCUGUGCCAAAUCCUUUAAGACUAAAUCGGCUCUACGCAGUCACGGUUUGGUCCACACCAACACUCGCCACUUCUCGUGUGAUGAGUGCGGGAAAUUGUUCCGUCAGUCGGGCGGUCUGAAGACUCACAGACUAACUCACAACCCUGUGAAGUCCUUCGAGUGCAAAGUCUGUGAAAGAUCCUUCUCGUACGCACACGUCCUGAAGCGACACCAACUGCUCCACAGAAACAUUAGACCCUUCACCUGUGGGAUCUGCCGAAAGUCUUUCUCGCAGGCUGCCCACCUCAAAGUGCACCAGCAGAUCCAUGCAGACGCGAGGCUGUAUGAGUGUGGUGUGUGUCGGAGAAGGUUCAACACCAAUUCGUCUGUUCAGACCCAUCUGGUAACUCACGUUAAGGAGAAGCCGUUUAGCUGUGAUGAGUGUGGAAAGACGUUUUGUUCUGUGGGAAGUCUGAAUCUGCACAAAAGGAAGCAUGUUGAGGUCUAUGCGUGUGGUGCCUGUGGCCAGGUGUUCACCACGAUGUAUGUUCUUAACAGACACAAGUGCAAGAAAACAAUAUGACUGCUCCAAUUGGAAUAAAAUAAGCAGUAUUUUAAAAGUCA